Molecule: messenger RNA, 1991 nt
Organism: Ipomoea nil (Japanese morning glory)
Lineage: Eukaryota; Viridiplantae; Streptophyta; Magnoliopsida; Solanales; Convolvulaceae
Product: probable inorganic phosphate transporter 1-3
Exons: 3
Coding region: 246-1862 (538 amino acids)
Biological process (GO): transmembrane transport; phosphate ion transport
Cellular component (GO): membrane
Molecular function (GO): phosphate transmembrane transporter activity
Source: RefSeq, a predicted model, not a curated record
AGAUUGUGUAAAAACUUGAAGUUGUUUAAAUAACAAUAUAUAGGUAUAUGCCGGAAUUAUGCCGGAGAAGAUUCCUGCAACUGGAUAGGAUGCAUGUCAACGGAUCGGAGACAAAUAACUUGCAUGCCCUAUAUAUACUCAUCACCUUCAAUUCAAUUCAAUGCAUAUAUCCUUCUCCUCUCUUCUUCUCUUUCCAAGUUGUCAACACGCAACAUGGGGAGAUCAAGGAAUCAAGAAAGUAGGAUAUGGCAGGAGAACAACUUCAAGUGCUUAAUGCACUUGAUGUCGCCAAAACUCAACUCUACCAUUUCACGGCGAUCGUCAUCGCCGGAAUGGGCUUCUUCACCGACGCCUACGAUCUUUUCAGCAUUUCUCUGGUUACCCGCCUUCUCGGCCGCAUAUACUACACGAAACCGGGCGCUCUGAAGCCCGGGACGCUCCCGCCGGUGGUGGCGUCCUCCGUCACCGGCGUGGCUCUCGUCGGAACCCUAGCCGGGCAGCUCUUCUUCGGGUGGCUCGGGGACAAGAUGGGCCGGAAAAGAGUCUACGGCGUAACCCUAGUUCUCAUGGUGGUUUGUUCUCUGGCGUCGGGGUUUUCGUUUGGGAACACUCCGAAAGGCGUAAUGGCGACUCUUUGUUUCUUUAGGUUUUGGCUGGGCUUCGGCAUCGGCGGCGACUACCCUCUCUCCGCCACGAUCAUGUCGGAGUACGCUAAUAAAAAAACCAGAGGGGCGUUCAUCGCCGCGGUUUUCGCCAUGCAGGGCUUCGGGAUCUUGGUCAGCGGCAUUGUCGCUCUGAUCGUCUCCGUCGCCUUCGACCACGCGUUCGACGCGCCGCCGUACGAAGUCAACCCCGCCGCCUCCACCGUCCCGCAGGCCGACUACGUCUGGCGUAUAGUCCUCAUGUUCGGCGCCUUCCCCGCCGGCCUCACCUACUACUGGCGCAUGAAGAUGCCGGAAACCGCCCGGUACACCGCCCUGGUCGCGAAAAACGCCAAGCAGGCGGCGCAAGAUAUGGCCGGCGUGUUGAACGUGGAGUUGGAGGCGGAAGAGGAGAAAGUUGUGAAGAUUGUAGAAAGUUCUUCCAACUCUUACGGAUUAUUCUCCAUGGAAUUCGCCCGCCGCCAUGGCCUCCAUUUGCUCGGUACAACGUCCACGUGGUUUCUCCUCGAUAUCGCGUUUUACAGCCAAAACCUUUUCCAGAAAGACGUGUUUAGUUCAAUAGAAUGGAUCCCGCCGGCGAAGGAAAUGAACGCAGUUUAUGAAGUUUUCCGGGUGGCGAAAGCCCAGACGUUGAUCGCCUUGUUUAGUACAGUGCCGGGAUAUUGGUUCACCGUUUUUCUGAUCGACGUUAUGGGUCGGUUUUGGAUCCAACUGAUGGGAUUUUUCUUCAUGACGGCGUUCAUGUUCGGCCUGGCAUUCCCGUAUUACUACUGGAGAGAUCACAGCAAAAUCGGCUUCGUCGUCAUGUACUCUUUCACGUUUUUCUUCGCCAAUUUCGGGCCCAACGCCACCACGUUCGUCGUCCCGGCGGAGAUCUUUCCGGCGAGGCUGAGGUCGACGUGCCACGGGAUAUCCGCGGCGGCCGGGAAGGCCGGGGCGAUCGUCGGAGCCUACGGGUUCUUGUACGCGGCGCAGCCGAAGGACAAGACGAAGACCGACGCCGGAUACCCGCCGGGGAUCGGAAUAAAAAAUGCUCUCAUCGUUUUGGGUUGUAUUAACGCGCUGGGGUUGUUGUGUACUUUCUUGGUGCCGGAGCCGAAGGGGAAAUCGCUUGAGGAGUUGUCCGGCGAGAACCAGGAGGAUACUCCGGCGCCGCCGCGGGCUGGCGGUUCUGCUCACCGGACGGCGCCGGAUGCUUAAAUAUUGUUUUUGAAAAAAAAUGUGUUGUAUGGAAGUUUUUGUGAUUAAUUUGAAAGUGUUUGUAUGAUGUACUGCUUUGAAUGUCAAUAAACAAAUAAACAAGACAACAAGUAUAGUUGACUUAAGUUA